Penicillium bovifimosum is the source of this 675-nucleotide messenger RNA. RefSeq names its product mitochondrial 54S ribosomal protein bL19m. The transcript is spliced from 2 exons. NCBI's taxonomy places the organism in Eukaryota, Fungi, Ascomycota, Eurotiomycetes, Eurotiales, Aspergillaceae. Gene Ontology annotation, biological process: translation. Gene Ontology annotation, cellular component: mitochondrial large ribosomal subunit; ribosome. The annotation marks the transcript as partial. Gene Ontology annotation, molecular function: structural constituent of ribosome. The record is from RefSeq and is a predicted model, not a curated record.
AUGGCGGCACUACCAACAAUGCGCCCUCUGGGUUGUUUAAGGACCUUGAUGAGGCCUUCAGGGCCCAUCACCCCCAUCGUCAACCGUCGAUUCAUUUCGACAGCCUACUCGAAGAGACCCGAACGAGUCCCUCUCCCGCCAAACAUGCCCGAGCAAUUCCUAACACAAAUCCCUCUUCGCUUCCGUCCUGAUCCCGCACGCGAGCCCCUCAAAAUCUACCCUGCACCGCCAUCCGCCCGCAAAGCAUGCAAGGACCCCGUUGCAGCCGUGACCGAAUCGCAACUGGCCGUCCUCGAUCCCAAGGGAGAGCGCAAGGCAAUGUUCGACUACCGCCGCAACCCGCGCAGUAUCAAGCCCGGCGACACCGUCCGCGUGACAUUCAAGAACGGCGAUCCGUUCAACGGAGUCGUUCUGAGCAUCAAGCUGCGCGGAGUCGAGACUUCGUUCCUGCUGAGGAACGAGCUUACACGUGUGGCUGUUGAGAUGUCUGUUAAGGUCUUCAGCCCUAAUGUUAACAGUGUGGAGAUCGUCCAGCGGGCGGAGAAGAAGCGCAGAAGGGCUAGAUUGUACUUCAUGAGAGACCGCAAGCACGACCGGAGGAGCGUCGAGAAUAUCGUGGCCAACUAUGUUCGCCAAAAGAAGGCCUUCCUUGGUGGUGGUGGUGGUCAGCGUCGG